CCAUUAAUGUACUACGACGCUGUGUUAUAUCCGAUUUUGUGGAGCUUGUGAUUCCUGUGAUUAGUAAGGGUGGACGCCUGGUUCACAGAAUGCAUCCAUAAUUAACUCUCACUUCUUUACUCUUCCAAAAGUGAGGGGAAGAAAGAAAGAUUGGUGAUUCAUCUGAGGUGUGUUGUUUCUUAGCAGAUCCAUUGACUACUCUUCACAUCACAAUGAUAGCACGGGGAUACGUUAUUUUCGUUAUUCUGGCAAAGUAUGUUUUCUCUAUACCCGUGUCUCCUAGUCACGUGGAUCAUGCGGAUGUCAAGGUAAUCAAAUGCAUAGUGGAGGUGCUUACAGAUGCUCUGUCUAAACCGCACUCAAUCCCAGUGUCUCAGGGAUGCCGGGAAACCCUCAUGACUGAUGACAGGCUGGUGACCAUUUUGCGCCACCACAAUUUUCUCCAAGAGCUGCAAGAUAUUGCUGCUGAAGGAGCCAAUGAGAGAACUGAGAAGCAAGUGGAGUAUGGUCCUAAUGAUGAAAGCCAACAACUCAAAGACUUGGAGGGCACUGCAGCAGAUCAGUCAAUGCUGGUUGCCAUGGAGAGACCAAGAGUGGGGGCGGAGAAGGUAGGAGCCGAGGAGAGAGAAGAGAGGGAGCAGGAGUCAGGGGAGCACAACGAGAUCCCUGUCCAGGAGGAGGCGAAGAUGAGCGAGGAGAUUCCACACUCCAUGAUCUCAGAGAAGGAACGUGAGGAAGAUGAGGGCAAGCAGGCCAUCACAAAGAAAGAAGAAAACAAAGAGGAACAAGAGAAGCAUUCCGGCAUAGAAGAGGAGGAAGAUGAGGGAGCGGGGCCGGAUGUUCCAGAUCAACAUACUGAGGCAAAGAAAUCUGUGGAAGAGGAAAACCAGGAUGAGCAGAAACUGGUGGAGAAGAAGACAGUAGUGGAGGAAGCUGGGCUGAAACGCUGGGGUCAGGCCAGGCAGCUGGCCCACAAGAGAGCCGAGUUGAGCGCAAGGUCUUACGACCAGCAGGAGGUGCCGCACCACUCCAAAGAGGCAUCAGAGCUGGGGGAGGAGGUGUGGAAGAGCCCUGAGGAGCAGGAUCUCCAGAUGAUGGCAAGGAGGGACCCAGAGGACCGGAGAGAAGAGGAGGGUAGUGCCAGCAAGAAGACAGAGGAGGGUGAGAUUGAGGGCUUGGCUGCGAUCGAGUCUGAACUGGAGAGUGUGGCUCAGAAGCUGCAUGAGUUGCGCCGUGGCUGAAUGAGGGCCGCCCAUUGCUGCUCCACUCAUCCCCUCCACCAGCCACCAUCUCCCUGCCUUCAAAAGCCAGGUUAUGCCCUGCCAAGGUGAAGUUCUCCUCCCCACUAGUUCACCCAUGGCAGUGCAGGCACUCUCCACUUUGGCUCUCACCCUUUUCUCUUCCACUCUGGUAACACGAUGCUUCACAGUGCCACCUCUGGUAAAAAAAAAAUGAAAGACAUGCUCCCAGUGGUUUUGUACCCAGGUCCCCUGCUUCAGCUUUACUUAAGUAUCUUACUUGCUUGUCAAAGAAACUACCAUGCAAAAAUGCCACUGAGUAAAUGCUAUAAUAAUCAUAAUUGAUAAAAUUAAGAGAUUGGGAAUUGAAUUUAUACACAAUGAAGGUAUAUAUUAUUUUUAUGGUUUCUGUGCCUGAUGGAUCUUAAUGCAAUAAUGUUUUUAUCUGAUGAUCAUAAUUAAAUGAUUAAAUAACAUGAUGAUGUUAUCUGUAUCAAUAUGAUAUAGUUAUUUGUAUUAGUAUGAAACUCUGCAAGCAAACAGCUUCGUGCUAAGUAAAUGAAUCUAUGCAACUUAAAGAUGAUCUACUCAGUCUCAGAAUGUCAAAGUCAUAGGUUAAAAUCUGCAAAAUAUGGCGAUAACAUUAGGUGUGAUUAAAUUUUAGUAUUUAUUCUC
Messenger RNA from Electrophorus electricus (electric eel), 1913 nucleotides. Lineage: Eukaryota; Metazoa; Chordata; Actinopteri; Gymnotiformes; Gymnotidae. The record is from RefSeq and is a predicted model, not a curated record.